Molecule: messenger RNA, 1248 nt
Organism: Ustilaginoidea virens
Lineage: Eukaryota; Fungi; Ascomycota; Sordariomycetes; Hypocreales; Clavicipitaceae
Exons: 1
Coding region: 1-1248 (415 amino acids)
Source: RefSeq, a predicted model, not a curated record
AUGAUUUCAUCAAGCCAAUUCAGUAGCAGACUGGUUGCUCGCUCCGUGCCUCGCUCGGUAGCUCGACGCGUGGCCCGUCAACCACGGCGUUACCAAUCGAGCUCAUCCUCGCCAAGUGCAGUAAACUUCAGCGGCUCGCAUUUCACAGUCGGCAUGAUUGGAGGCGUGGUGGGUGCAGCUGUUGCCUACGGAAUUUAUUCCUUCACCCCUGCGGGUCGCGCCGCAUCUCAGAUCAAUAAGGCUGCCAUCGAGGCCAAAAAGGCCUACGACGCCGCCGCCAAGAAGCUGCAGAACAGCACCCCCGAUGCAGACCAGGCAGUCAACUCGAUCAAGCAGUUUGCCUAUUCCUACGCCGCCUGGGUCCCCGGAGGCAGAGUUUACGUCGACGCAGUCUUCAAGGAUUGGGACACUGUUCGAGAGAGCCACAAGGAUGAAGCCGACAAGAUUGUCAACGAUGCCUACAAGGAACUAAAGGCCUUGUCAAAGGCUGGCUUGAGCUUGGAUACGGCUUCGAAAGCAUACGACGUCCUCGCCGAGGUAUCCAAGAAUAUGGCCAACCUUGGCGGCGAGGCCAUCUCCGAUAUUCUCGACAACCAUCCCGAGGCCAAAGAGAAGUUUGGCGGAAGCAUCGAGAAGCUUCAGUCCAUGGCGAAGAAUUACGGCCCCGAAGCCAAGAAGCAGGUUGACGAAACGUGGAAGCAGAUCAAGGACAUCCUUGCUGGAGGCUUCUCCGCCUCAAACCUCGACAAGGCACGUAAACUGAUUGACGACAAGCUGCAACAGGUCACCAACCUGGGCGAAGAUGCUUGGAAGAAGGGCAUCGAGGCAGCGAAGCCAUACCUCGACAAGAACCCCAAGAUGAAGGAACUGAUUGAGAAGAACACCGAUUCGCUCAAGCAGGGCAAUGUCGGUGAGCUCUUGGAAAAGGUGCGCUCCGCUGCAAAGUCGGGCAGCCUGGAUGACUUGAAGAAAUAUGUUGAGGAUGCCGCCAGCAAGGCCAAAGAAAGCGCAAAGGACAAGGUCUCGGGGAACGGAGACAAUUUCGGGCUCGGCAAGUACCUGAACAUGGUUCCUCAGGGAAGUGACGUUUUACAAAAACUCCAGCAAAUCAGUGAGGUGGCAGACAAGCACAAGGACGAGGGCGAAAAGUUGUUCAAGGAAACGGUCGAAGAGAUCAAAAAGGUUCUCGAGAAGCAGUCGGAGAAGGGGAAGACCAUUGUCGACAAAGCCAAGAAGGACGUAAAGUAA